CAGGGGCAGGACGGGGGCAAAAGGAUGAGUGUGACGGGAACAGCGUGCAGCUCUCGGUGACUUUUCCCAUAGGAAUAGGCUGCGGCUGAAAGAGGUUUUCAUGACUUUCUGAGCUGGAGAUUUGAAUUCCUCUAACCGGCGUCUGCGAGGACUCGGACUCAAAGUUCCGUUCGGCGUAACUUUGUAGGUUUCCGUGUUUCCGUGGCUGGUUUGGGGAGCGCGUCUGUCCGUCUGGUUCGCUCGGUGUCCAUUUCUGUUGCUUUGCUGUGGAGAAGCGCGGACUGACCGAGCUGGACGAACAUGCUCCAGAAUGGAAAGGCCAGAGAGGAGAAGCCCGAGACGGACGAAGCCAAGCCAGAAGCUCCAAACGACACGACGAGUGAGAGCGAAGCGGCCAAACCGGGCACGGACAGCGGCCCCACUCACUUCCCCAUGCCGCCCCCCGUGCCGGGCUGCCCCAAACUGGACAUCAAGCGCCACGCCGUGACGGACGACUACAAGGUGUCCAGCCAGGUGCUGGGAUUGGGCAUCAACGGCAAAGUGCUGGAGUGCUUCAACAAGAAAACGGGAGAGAAGUGCGCGCUGAAGAUUCUCUACGACAGCCCGAAGGCUCGGCGCGAGGUGGAACUGCACUGGCGCGUCUCCGGAGGGCCGUAUAUAGUGCGCAUCCUCAGCCUGUACGAAAAUAUGUACCACGGGAAAAAGUGUCUGCUCAUCAUCAUGGAAUGUAUGGAAGGAGGAGAGCUCUUCAGCAGAAUUCAGGCCAGAGGUGACCAGGCUUUUACUGAGAGAGAGGCUUCGGAGAUCAUGCGGGACAUCGGCACAGCCAUUCAGUUUCUGCACAAUGUGGACAUCGCACACCGAGACAUUAAGCCGGAGAACCUGCUCUACACCAGUAAAGAAUCCAACGGUGUCCUUAAACUGACAGAUUUCGGCUUCGCUAAGGAAACGUCGUUGCACAAUCCGCUGCAGACGCCCUGCUACACCCCGUAUUACGUGGCCCCUGAAGUUCUAGGCCCUGAGAAAUAUGACAAGUCAUGCGAUAUGUGGUCUCUGGGCGUCAUUAUGUAUAUCCUGUUGUGUGGUUUCCCACCAUUUUACUCGAACACAGGCCAGGCCAUUUCUCCUGGAAUGAAGCGGCGAAUCCGAAUGGGCCAGUACGAGUUCCCCAACCCUGAAUGGGCCGAGGUGUCUGAGGAGGCCAAGCAGUUGAUUAACCAGCUGCUGAAGACUGACCCCAAUGAGAGGAUGACCAUUACGCAGUUCAUGAACCAUCCCUGGAUCAAUCGAUCUAUGGUGGUCCCUCCGACGCCGCUGCACACCACGCGGGUCCUCACUGAGGACCGAGAGAUGUGGGAUGAAGUGAAGGAGGAAAUGACCAGCGCUCUUGCGACCAUGCGUGUGGAUUACGACCAGGUGAAGAUUAAGGACCUGGACACGUCCAGCAACCCGCUGCUCAACAAGAGACGGAAGAAAGCGGCGGCGGCCAGCGGGAAGAGCGCAGUCUGCAACAGCCAGUGAGGGACGAGAGAGGGAGCGUGGACAGAUCAGCUGAUCGGAGGAGAGGAAAUGGAUGAACUGAUUGACUGAUUGAUUGAUGAAGAAGCCGAGAAGAAGACAGAGAUCAGAGAAAGUGUGAACGGAUGGAAUGAUGGCAGGACGGACAGAUGGGAGGAUGAGUGAAGAAGGAGAGGAAAUGAGCGCGCUAGUGUGGAGGAGGGGGUGAAAGGGAGGACGUAUAAAAUUGCUGAGUCAGCACACAGCUGCAGUGACUCCACCACUCACUCAGUUCACUAUAACCAGCAUUAGGACCCGUUAGCUGUGAGUGCCUGUUAGAGCUGCACGAUACGGACCGAACACUAGUACUGCUGUUGUUUUGCUGUUUAUCGAGGUUGGCAUUGCAGUAGAGAUGGCACCGAUCUGAUACCAUGUAUCGAUGUCGGGUCAGUAGCUAGAAAACGCUGCUGUUGAGAAAUGAACGUGAUCCAGUCCUGUAACAAACCUGUCCUGAAAUAGCACCUGCUCACUGUGUCUUGUCCUGUUAACUGUGCACACAGUUGGGCGGGUACUUUGAAAAAGCAGUGAAAAGAAGUCAAAUAUGUACCUCAUGUGUACAAACAUGUACCUUUUCUCUGGGAAAGAGAAUGUAGUGUAGAUACUAAAAGUCAUUUAAGGCAGGGUUACUUCCUUCACUGGGCCAAGCACCCUCUGUUGGCCCUUGGGCCAAUACUGAGGAGGAGCCAGUGGUCCAUAGUGGGCUGGUUAUAGCAUUUUGUCAGAAAAAUCUGUGAAAAAACUGGCUUAAUAAUAAAAAAGAAGCAUGAUUUUUAUUAAACAGUAAAGAAUAUUAAUACAAGCCCUGCAUCAGUGGCCCCGUGCCAUUAGAAACUAAAUACACUCCCUCGAAGUAGCAGUCGUUCACUUGCAAGUGAAAAACUUUGCUUAAUAUGCCACCAUGUUGCCUGAUUUCUGUAUAUACAUAUAACAAGUUUAUGUUAGCCUAAUCUGCUGAUAGCUUAUUUCUAGUCAUAAACAUUGCAUAUUGUGGCACCUAAACAUCACUGUGUUGAAAUUUUCCCUAAAAUAUAUUUUUUUUAUUUGUCUAGUGAUAAAAAAGUGAACCUUAAGGUGGAAAAGGUUGAGAACCCCUGAUUUAAGGUACUCAGCUGGACCUUAAGAACCACGCUGUACGUUUCAGGGCACAUUUGCAUUGUUUAUAACCUCAUCUUAAGUGAAGUGCUACAAUUAAGAAUAGCUAAUACUCUGAUACUAAAGCUUUGAAGGUAUCGGGGGGUGAAAAAGCUGCAUUGUGCCGUCUCUACCUUGCAAUAAUCUCAAAACACAAUGAGGAUUUGAUGAGAUGUGAUUAAAAGACUAGUUCAACAAAAAAUCAGACGUACAUGUUUUUCCGUUAUACCCUAAUUGCAUUCGAUCAGCCAAGACAUGUUUAGGCCCAACCCUGUUUCUCAUUGUUGCCCCUACCCGUUGUUCUCGAGCGUUAGAACUGAGUUACAAGGGGUAGUGAGUGAAAUCUUCCUCUAUGAAAUGGGAGCCUCAAAUAAGAAGAGCAUCGCUUCAUUAACAGCUACCUGCGCUGCUCUGUAGGCGACCCUGCCCGUCUGCAGGGACAGCAGAGGAGGGUGAAGUUCGGCUCCUCACUGCUGGGCUUUAGUUACAUUUAGGGCAUCAUACGCCUUCAAAGAGGGGGGCAAUUGUUUAUUAUCACCCCCCUCUCAUUCUUCAGUGAUGUGAAGUUGAAGUCGGCUAUUCACCAGCUCCUCGUUCAAAUUUUCCCGCUCCACCUUAAAUGGUGCAGCAGUUACAUUCUUCAGAUGUCACAACAGAAAUUCCAAGAUUUUUUAAGCUUGUUGUGAAGAAAAGGACCAUAAUACAUUGAAACGGCAUUAAGCUAAGAUAAUAAAACAGUCAUAGUCAUUUUUAAUGGAGAAAAUACUUUCAUUUGUGGGCUGAUUUUUCCUUUUUUCCUAAUAACACUCAGUUUGGAGAGAGUCUCAGAAAAAACUGAGGGUCAUGUAGCCCCAACACUUCGCCCUACCCCUCUAUCUCGACAAGAAUCAGGGCACCCUACCCCCUAGACGUAGAGGGCUAACGGCUGAGCGGUUGGGGCAAGAGGUGAAAUGGGACUGGGCCUUAGUGUCCACAUUUUGAGCGGGUGCUGCUAGGCUAACGGUGCUAACAAACACUGUAAGUCAAUAGUCACCCAACUGUUUUCAUAAAUGCAUUGAUAAACAUAUAUUUGCUUCAAUAAAGUACAUAAAAAACAAGUCAUAAUAAAUAAGUAAAAUGGCACUGAUAGACGUUUAACGCUAAACCACAUUUGCAUCUGCAUCACGUCACAUUUAGGACACCAAAAAUCUUGGCUGGCUGGCCGCAUUUGGGGUCUGUGGAAAAUGUAUGAUUUUUUGCCGCACUAUUCCUUUAAAGAUUGACCAUUUUUUGGAUUCAUGAACACCCCCAGGAUGCCUGCGAUUGGUCAGAAUGCUGACAAAUAAACAAAUUCAGUGCAGGGCUGAUUUGCAUAUCGCCGCCUUCUCUGACACCAGUAAUGCAAAGGCCCUUAAUACAAACGGUAUAGUGUGCAGUCUCAGUGCCCAUGUGCCUGUAUGUGUAUAGACAGACAAGAUUAUGAUUAUGAACUGACUGUGUCUGUUGCUUAUAUGAUAAUGUAAUAACUGUAACAGCCACAUGUAAUUGUGUGUGUUGUAUGCAUGUAUAUGAGUAGGGCUGUCACUAUCUAUUAUAUCAGUAACCAAUCAAUCUAUCGGUCAUUUUGAUGAUGAAUUGAGCAAAAAGAAAUGCAUUUAAAGGGACACUCUGGCCAAAAUUAAACAUGUAACCGCCACUUUA
Molecule: messenger RNA, 4368 nt
Organism: Pygocentrus nattereri (red-bellied piranha)
Lineage: Eukaryota; Metazoa; Chordata; Actinopteri; Characiformes; Serrasalmidae
Gene: mapkapk3
Product: MAPK activated protein kinase 3
Exons: 10
Coding region: 301-1521 (406 amino acids)
Biological process (GO): toll-like receptor signaling pathway; intracellular signal transduction; protein autophosphorylation
Cellular component (GO): cytoplasm; nucleus
Molecular function (GO): calcium-dependent protein serine/threonine kinase activity; ATP binding; calmodulin binding
Source: RefSeq, a predicted model, not a curated record